Messenger RNA from Striga hermonthica, 1335 nucleotides. The record is from the annotation of a GenBank genome assembly. NCBI's taxonomy places the organism in Eukaryota, Viridiplantae, Streptophyta, Magnoliopsida, Lamiales, Orobanchaceae.
AUGAGAUUCACCGCUCCAAUUCUUGAAGCUUUUGGAUGGAAAAUGUCAUUUGAUUUUGGCUUCUACGGGUAUGAGGGAUUUAUGUGGAUUUGCAGUGAGAAAAUGAGUAGUUUCAAUAGAAGUGUUUCUUUCAAACAAAGGGCCGCGAGUGUGGGCAGUCCGAGAUUCAGUAGAAAGAGUUGGGUGUCGAGGCUGUUCCGUGCUGUAAUUGCAAUUGGGUCCCUGGUCUCCUUCCUUUUGGCCACCGGCUGUGGGUACUUGUAUGUCCUCCCAAACCUCACUCACGCAUUCCAUGACCGUGAUAUUGGGUUAUCGGGGUCAAACAGCACAUCUGACGCGUGUGAUGUGUUUGACGGGCAUUGGGUGCUUGAUGAUAGUUAUCCCCUGUAUAAUGCCUCGGAGUGCCCUUUUGUGGAGCAAGGGUUUAACUGCUUGAUGAACGGCCGUGAGGAUGAGGAUUAUCUGAAAUGGAGGUGGAAGCCCAAAAACUGUGAAAUCCCGAGAGUUAACGUGCGGCAUGUUCUGGAAGCUCUGCGGAAUAAGAGAGUUGUUUUUGUUGGUGACUCUAUGAGUCGCACUCAGUGGGAGUCUUUGAUAUGUCUGCUGAUCACGGGUGUGGAGAAUAAACGAAGCGUUUAUGAAGUCAAUGGAAAUAGGAUAACAAAGCAGAUUAGAUUCUUGGGUGUGAGGUUUAGUACCUUUAAUUUCACAAUUGAGUUCUACCGAUCUGUGUUUCUAGUGCAACACAACUGGGCUCCCAAGAAUGUGCCCAGGAGAGUUCGGUCGACACUUAAAUUGGACAAGCUGGAUGACAUCAGUAAAGAGUGGAUUGAUUCGGAUAUUCUGAUUUUCAAUUCUGGUCAGUGGUGGGUUCCGGGGAAGCUUUUUGGGACGGGAUGCUAUUUCCAGGUUGGUGAAUCGCUGAAACUCGGAAUGCCCAUUGCCAAAGCCUAUCGAACUGCUUUACAAACUUGGGCAUCUUGGGUGGACCGUAUGAUCAAUCCAGAUAAAACACACAUCUUCUUCCGAACCUUUGAACCGUCUCACUGGAGAAAUCUAACUCUAGGAGAGUGCGAAGUGUCUCAAUUACCUCUUUCAGAAGUCGAAGGGAAGGACUAUAGUCCGUUUUCAGAUACCGUGUUCGAGGUGGUUAAUACUAUGAUUGUUCCCGUGACCGUUGUUCAUGUAACUCCUAUGUCAGCAUUUAGAAGUGAUGCACAUGUGGGCACGUGGAGUGACCGGCCGUCCUUAUCCGACUGCAGCCACUGGUGUCUGCCGGGACUCCCUGACGUGUGGAAUGAAAUAGUCCUUUCAUAUUUUCUUGGAAACUAUUAA